AUAUGUCAAAUUGUAGUUACCUAUAAAAUGAUUAUAAAAUAAAAAAAAAGUGGUUUAAUAGUAUAGGUUUAUUUAUCUAAUAUCUAGAUACUACUGUACUGAUCAUUUUCUCAUUAAAUGAAUGGGAACCGUGAACAAUUGCCAAUGAAAUAAAACGUUAAAAAGCAAAAAAUAGUUGAGACCUAUGCCUGCUACAUUAAAAACAAUGCAGUAUACAUCAGAUGAAGCAUAUACUCGACUUAUAAGUCACAACAUGACUGUGCCUCAGAGGAUAAAGGCUACUGGUGACUUAAUUGAUGAAGACAACACACCUAAUGGUGUCAUCUCUGGAUGGGACUAUGCCAAUGAAAAAUUUGAUAUGAAAGUACCUGAAAGAAUACUUGUUGUUGGUCAAGAUCAACACAUAGGUACUAAAGCACCACCGAGAGAAAUCCAAUUGGAUAAUGCAGUAUUACCAACUGAUCCAGGAAUGAUUAGAGUGAGCACACCACCUCGUGUUAUUACUCUCGACCAACAUUACUUUCCGUCUGCUGAUGAUUUUCCACAUGGAGCACCACAUUCACCUCCACGUUAUAAUCGAGUAGUUCGCUCUACAUCAGAAGGAAUAAAGAAUGUUUCCUCUAAUCUUGAGAACUUAAAUGAAUCAACUAUGACAGAGUCACACUUAGUACUUCGGGACCCUACACCCCCAAUGGUUCAUGGAGAAGGACUGUCUGCAUCAGAAGAACUGAUGCAUCUUCGUCGUCAGAUAGCCAAGUUGAAUCGCCGUGUUAUGUCAAUUGAAGCGGAGCAACUUCAAAGGCAACAAAAAGAGAAAAUUGCAUAUGCAGUCAGCAUUGCCUAUUUGUUAUUUAAAGUGAUCGCCUGGCUCAAUAGGUCUUAAUAAGAUAUGCUAUAAGAUGAAGUAUAAAUGUAUAGAAGAUUGACUUGAAUUCCCUGAACUUAACCAUAGCAUUCAGCAGUAUAAUAUUGUUUGUAGCAAUUUGAUUGAAUGAUGAAGUGUUUAUGACUAGUGCCUAUUUAAUUUAAAAAAAAAAUAGGAACAUUUUUCUACAACUAUGGUUGUUGGUUAGUUGUAUAGAGUAUGAAUUGUGUCUAUCUAUGGAUUAGCUCACUGCAUUUCAUGUAUAGUUAUGAAUUGUUAAGUUUAGUUAAAUCUUUAUUACUUUUGUUCUAUGGGUUUUCACUUAAUAAAACUUAAAUCAUU
Molecule: messenger RNA, 1207 nt
Organism: Leptidea sinapis
Lineage: Eukaryota; Metazoa; Arthropoda; Insecta; Lepidoptera; Pieridae
Gene: Tango11
Product: transport and Golgi organization protein 11
Exons: 5
Coding region: 185-883 (232 amino acids)
Source: RefSeq, a predicted model, not a curated record